This is a messenger RNA of Enhydra lutris kenyoni (northern sea otter), 3176 nucleotides long. RefSeq names its product thioredoxin reductase 2. Gene Ontology annotation, cellular component: mitochondrion; cytosol. The record is from RefSeq and is a predicted model, not a curated record. NCBI's taxonomy places the organism in Eukaryota, Metazoa, Chordata, Mammalia, Carnivora, Mustelidae. Gene Ontology annotation, biological process: cellular response to oxidative stress; cell redox homeostasis; glutathione metabolic process. Bases 1 to 1476 code for a protein of 491 amino acids. The transcript is spliced from 16 exons. Gene Ontology annotation, molecular function: thioredoxin-disulfide reductase (NADPH) activity; flavin adenine dinucleotide binding; glutathione-disulfide reductase (NADPH) activity.
AUGGCUGCGAUGGCGGCUGCGAUGGCGGCUGCGCUGCCGGGAGCGGGCGGGCGCUUCCGGUGGCGGAUUGGGGCUGCUGCGGCGGCGGCGGCGGCGGCGGGCGGGGUGCGGGGCGCGGCACGGAGGGCAGCAGCAGGCCGGCAGAACUAUGAUCUCCUGGUGAUUGGCGGGGGAUCUGGCGGCCUGGCCUGUGCCAAGGAAGCUGCUCAGCUGGGAAAGAAGGUGGCCGUGGUAGACUACGUGGAGCCUUCCCCCCGAGGUACCAGGUGGGGCCUCGGUGGCACGUGCGUGAAUGUUGGCUGCAUCCCUAAGAAGCUGAUGCACCAGGCAGCGCUGCUAGGGGGCAUGGUCCGAGAUGCCCCCCACUACGGCUGGGCCCUCCAGCCGGUCCCGCAUAACUGGACGACAAUGGCCGAGGCCGUGCAGAACCAUGUCAAGUCCCUGAACUGGGGGCACCGGGUCCAGCUGCAGGAUAGAAAAGUCAUGUACUUUAACAUCAAGGCCAGCUUUGUCGACGCGCACACGAUUUGCGGUGUCUCUAAAGGCGGGAAAGAGACUCUGCUUUCGGCUGAGCAUAUUGUCAUCGCUACCGGAGGGCGGCCGAGGUACCCGACCCACAUCGAAGGUGCCCUGGAAUAUGGAAUUACAAGUGAUGACCUCUUCUGGCUGAAGGAAUCCCCUGGAAAAACGUUGGUGGUCGGGGCCAGCUACGUGGCCCUGGAGUGUGCUGGCUUCCUCACCGGUCUCGGAUUGGACACGACCGUCAUGAUAAGAAGCAUCCCUCUCCGGGGCUUUGACCAGCAAAUGUCUUCCUUGGUCACGGAGUACAUGGCAUCUCAAGGCACCCGGUUCCUGAGAGGCUGUACCCCCUCCAGAGUACGGAGGCUCCCAGAUGGCCAGCUCCAGGUUACCUGGGAGGACCUCAGCUCUGGCAAGGAGGACAUGGGCACUUUCAACACCGUUCUGUGGGCCAUAGGUCGCAUUCCAGAAACCAGAAGCCUGAAUUUAGAGAAGGCUGGAGUACACACCAGCCCCACCAGUCAGAAGAUCCUGGUCGAUGCUCAGGAAACUACCUCCGUCCCCCACAUUUAUGCCAUUGGAGAUGUAGCAGAGGGGCGGCCUGAGCUGACACCCACGGCCAUAAUGGCAGGAAAGCUCCUGGCCCAGCGGCUGUGUGGUCAGUCCUCAGACGUGAUGGAUUACGACAACGUUCCCACCACCGUCUUUACCCCGCUGGAGUACGGCUGUGUGGGGCUCUCGGAGGAGGAGGCUGUGGCUCGCCACGGGGAGGAGCACGUGGAGGUUUAUCACGCAUAUUAUAAACCCUUGGAGUUCACAGUGGCUGAGCGGGAUGCGUCCCAGUGUUACAUAAAGAUGGUGUGCUUGCAGAAGCCCCCACAGCUGGUACUGGGCCUGCACUUCCUUGGCCCCAACGCAGGCGAAGUUACUCAAGGAUUUGCUCUGGGGAUCAAGUAAGUGGGGAGGGAUGUUAGCGUUGUGCACUGUUUCGAUGCCUGUGGCUCUGAAAGUUGGUGGCGCUGCAGUGGGAAGUCUGCGGCUGUGAUGUUGCUCUUGGGUACCAUCAUCCGCCUGCUUGGCAGACCAUCUCCUCAGACACGGCAGCUCCCGUCACAAGAGAGGCAGCUUUCUUCUCCAGCCAGCUCUUAAGCCAGCCAUACUGUGUCAGUCUGUGUCCAGGCCACCUGGGGAGCCAGGGUAGAGGCCUGAGUCCCUGGCCAUUGAGGGUGGAUCCCAGUUUGGGUCUUCUCUACUUAGAAUGAACAGGGCUGGGGCCCUCCUUCACGUGGCCCAGCACGCAGACAGUCACGAGCAAGGUCUGCUCGCUGCCCCGGGGCCGGCAUGUGCUGUGCUUUGUGGGGUCCCGGGUCUCCAGGCUUGCCUGGCACUUUUGCUGCUGGAGGCUCUGGGUGGGGGUGGGUUGCGGGUCAGAGGGGUGUGGGGCUGUCAGAGGCAGGAGGGUGGAAGGCAAAGUGGAGCUGAGGGAACAGAGAAGGGCUGCAUGGGCCACCCCACCAUGUACUUGGGGCUUGGGGCCAUGACCAAGAUCUAGCCUCAGAGUCUGGUGGAGGUCUUAGGACAGGGUGGGAGGUCGAGGGGCAGGCCCCCUACCAGGAAGACUGAUGGGGGCUAUGAGGGACUAGUCCAGACACCCCAGGGGCACCCCUGGCUUCCUGGCAGGUAACAGUAAUAAUUUUAGGACAGAGCCAAUAGAGAAUGUGAAUGGGCCAUUCACAGGUAAAGAAAGUUAAAAUAAAUAGUAGAAAGAUGCUGUGCAUUGUUUGGAAUUUUUAAUGUAAUUAAAACACUAAGAAACCAUUUUGGUCAAUGAGGGUUGAAAGGUUUGAUAACGUCCAGUCUGGUGGUGAUCAUUUCCAGCACCUGCACUGUGGAGACACUGAAGGUUUGAGCAAAUCAGGGGAGUGAGGGGACCCAUGUUCAGAGAUAGUCAGGAGGAGGGUGUGAACCGGACGCCCCCUAUGGGGGCCUUCUGCCCACAGUUUGAAACACACAUGCUUGUUCGAGUUGGAACUCACGCACUAGCUAUUGUAACGUGUGUAUAGAUGGGAGGAGGGCUGUUUGUGGCGGCCCCUUCUGCUGACGGUAGCAGCGCCCUGCGGGGAGUCCUCACUUACUGUGCCUCCGAGGAGGGGCCCGGUGCCCCAUGGGUGGUCGCCGCUGCAGGGGGAGGGGAUGUGUGUGUGACAAGAGCUGGGUGCUGAGCAGAAGAGCACCGUGAGCAGGACCAGGCCAGGUCGGCGCAGGGCUUAUCAAAGUGGGCUCGACCUAGCUUGCUGGGGCAGGUGGGGAGGGGGAGCAGGCCCACAGAAGGAGUAGCUGGAGCCAUGGACCGAGGUAGGUCUGCUCCUGGUGGGCUGGGAGCAGUAGGAAGCCAGGAUGGAGCAGGCAAGGGGGCCCCGGGGGAGGUGGGAGGUGGGCCUAAGGUGGGGCUGCUUGGCAUUUGCUGGGAGACACAUGGGAGACAGGUCCAGCAGAGGUGUGCAUGGGUGUUCCUGGCUGCUGGCUGGAGAAGAGGGUAGUGGCCAGGCCUGGGGAGCAACAAGGAGACUGGGACUUCCAGGGCCCUCCCCAUGUGCCAUCUUCUGAGGGACGGGAUGAUGUGGACGUGCCACCCCGUGUGGACUCAUCUCCUGAAC